This is a messenger RNA of Papaver somniferum (opium poppy), 1902 nucleotides long. RefSeq names its product beta-glucosidase 44-like. Gene Ontology annotation, biological process: carbohydrate metabolic process. The record is from RefSeq and is a predicted model, not a curated record. Gene Ontology annotation, molecular function: beta-glucosidase activity. The transcript has a single exon. Bases 169 to 1740 code for a protein of 523 amino acids. NCBI's taxonomy places the organism in Eukaryota, Viridiplantae, Streptophyta, Magnoliopsida, Ranunculales, Papaveraceae.
UUUCGGGUUACACUGGCAGUGACCCAACUGUUUUUGCAGUGACCACAACAGAACUUAUCUCUUUAUGAAUCUUUAAAAGUACUGAUCUUUCUACCACAAAUUUCAUAUCCUCCUUGCACAGAUUAGCUAGUUGUUUCAUCUUCUUUGUCAAUCCAUUGGAUACAAUUGAUGAUGGUAAGGAGCAUGAGGGAUUUAUCUUUAUCAUCCCCUUGCUGGGUAGUACUAAAUUCAUUUCUUUUGCUACUAAUUCUGUUGAAUGUCACGCAUGCAUCGUCAGGUGGAUCCAGUGUGUCGCCGGAAAGCAUCCGGUUUGACACAGGAGGGUUAAGCAGGGAUAGUUUUCCAAAGGGUUUUGUAUUUGGAACUGCAACUUCAGCUUAUCAAGUUGAAGGAAUGGCAAAGAAAGAUGGCAGAGGACCGAGUAUCUGGGACAUAUUUGUUAGUAUUCCUGGUAACAUUGCAAACAAUGCUACAGCUGAUGUCGCUGUGGAUCAGUAUCACCGUUACAAAGAAGACGUAGAUAUCAUGAAACAUCUCAACUUCGACGCUUACCGUUUCUCCAUCUCAUGGUCUAGGAUCUUUCCAGAUGGUGCAGGGAAGGUGAACUGGAGAGGUGUUGCGUAUUACAAUAGGUUGAUCAACUACAUGCUCAAGCAAGGCAUCACUCCAUAUGCAAAUUUAUAUCACUACGAUCUUCCUUACGCACUUGAGAAGAAGUAUAAAGGGUUGUUAAGCCAAAAUGUUGUGAAAGAUUAUGCAGAUUUUGCUGAUUUUUGUUUCAAGACGUUUGGUGAUAGGGUGAAAAAUUGGAUGACAUUCAAUGAGCCAAGAGUGAUUGCUGCCUUGGGUUACGACAACGGAGUAAUUCCUCCAGGGAGGUGUUCUAAGCCAUUUGGAAACUGCACACAAGGGGAUUCUUCGACUGAACCAUACAUUGUUGCACAUCAUCUCAUAUUGUCUCAUGCUGCUGCAGUUCAGAGGUACCGCCAAAAGUAUCAGCAACAACAAAAAGGACGGAUAGGAAUUCUCUUGGAUUUUACAUGGUAUGAACCUCUUACAGAUUCAAAAGCCGAUCAAGAAGCUGCUCAGAGAGCAAGAGACUUUCAUCUUGGAUGGUUUCUUCACCCAAUUGUAUACGGAGAGUACCCAAAAUCAAUGCAGAGGAUUGUAGCAUCGAGACUUCCAAAGUUCACAAAGUCAGAAGUGAACAUGGUGAAAGGCUCAAUGGAUUUUGUAGGAGUUAAUCAGUACACUACUUACUACGUGUAUGAUCAGCAUAUAAGCAAGAACCAGGUUAGAGGCUAUCAGUUAGAAUGGCAAGCUGGAUUCGCUUAUGCUCGUAACGGAGUACCGAUCGGACCACGAGCACACUCCAACUGGCUUUACGAAGUACCCUGGGGUAUAUAUAAAGUUCUGACAUAUAUCAAGGAACAUUAUGGAAACCCGAACGUAAUUCUUUCAGAGAAUGGCAUGGACGAUCCUGGCAAUGUUACUCUUCCUCAAGCAUUACAUGACACCAGAAGAAUGAAUUUCUACAGGGCGUAUUUGAUUCAACUCAAGAAAGCAAUUGACCAUGGAGCCAAUGUAACUGGCUACUUUGCGUGGUCAUUGCUCGACAACUUCGAAUGGACGAAAGCUUACACAUCAAGGUUUGGUAUCGUGUAUGUUGACUACAACAACCUAAAAAGGUACCCUAAGUUGUCUGCUUAUUGGUUCAAAACACUACUUAGCAGGUCUUAAAACUUAAAAAUGCAUCCCAACUUGUUGAUGCUGGUUUCUUCAACACUUGCAAUGUGGUUUUUCUGAUCUUGCUUGUAAGCUGUAAACAGACUGUUCUACUCUUGCUUGUAGCUCGUAAGCAGGAAGUUGCCACAAUGAAAGUACAGAAUAAGAUUUUAUUUA